Molecule: messenger RNA, 1031 nt
Organism: Emiliania huxleyi CCMP1516
Lineage: Eukaryota; Haptophyta; Isochrysidales; Noelaerhabdaceae
Exons: 5
Coding region: 23-739 (238 amino acids)
Source: RefSeq, a predicted model, not a curated record
CGGUACACAGGAAACGCUCAAAAUGGGUUGCACCGCCACGAAGAUGCAGAACGCAAUCGCAGGAGCGGAAAACGAUAAAAACGGCGUGACCGACGUCGCCUCGGCCGCCAAGGACGCCGCCAAGGACGCCGCCAAGGACGCCGCCAAGGACGCCGCCAAGGACGCCGCCAAGGAGGCUGUGGCUUCGUCAGGGCUGAGCGCCGAGGAGGCUGAGGUGGUGGCGGAGGUGGCGACGGCGGCGGCGGCGGCGGUGGCGGACCCUGCGGCGGCGCUGCAGGCGGCGAAGACUGCGGUGGCGAACCCUGCCCCCGUGGCUGCCAAGACGUUGGGCCUGAUGAAGCGCGCGGCGUACACUAAGGUUGAGGCGGCGACGGCGGCGGCGGCGACGGCGAAGCAGGCGGCGCAGGCGGCGCAGACUGCGGUGACGGACCCUGCGGCGGCGGCGGCGGCGGCGAAGCAGGCGGUGCAGACUGCGGCGGCGGACCCUGCCCCCGUGGCUGCCAAGACGGUGGGCCUGAUGAAGCGCGCGGCGUACGAAGCCGACCCACUCUCCGCCGCCGCCGUGGAGCACGUGGCGCUCCCGCUCUCGGCAAAGGUCGGCGCGCGUGUCGGAAAGUCUGCGAGGACCGCUGCAGCCAAGGUCAAGCCGGCGGCCAAGGAGCCCAAGGUCAAGCCGGCGGCCAAGGAGCCCGAGCCGGUCGUCGCAGACGAGUCCUCGGACCCCGACGAGGAGGAGUGAACGAUGCGCUCGACGCCGAGUCCCAAUCCGUUUGACCGUCUCAUGGGUUGGCUCAGACUCUCGCGAGGUGAGGGCCCAGCGUGGGAAGGGCCCCCCGUUUUGUGCUCGGAUUUAGAUAUAGUGUCCAGUGGUCGAAUUGUGUCGGCGGGCCGAGUGUCGUUUCGCCUCUGUCGUUGGUCCUGGGAUCCGGGUCAGCGUGGUUGUGGGAGAGCCCUGCAAUCGGCCUGCGCGUGGCGCCACCGGAUCGUGACGCUCUGUGCUGCUAGUGUAAAAAAUACGCAAGCGAUUUGUC